Pseudoliparis swirei is the source of this 3631-nucleotide messenger RNA. It is a transcript of the gene abcb9, whose product is annotated as ATP-binding cassette, sub-family B (MDR/TAP), member 9. Gene Ontology annotation, cellular component: lysosomal membrane. Gene Ontology annotation, molecular function: ATP hydrolysis activity; ABC-type oligopeptide transporter activity; ATP binding. Gene Ontology annotation, biological process: transmembrane transport; peptide transport. Lineage: Eukaryota; Metazoa; Chordata; Actinopteri; Perciformes; Liparidae. The record is from RefSeq and is a predicted model, not a curated record. The transcript is spliced from 13 exons. The coding region runs from base 495 to 2930 and encodes 811 amino acids.
GUGAGACUUCAAAGACACAUGUUAGUGCCCCGUUAUGAGUUUAUAGUUACACACUACAAUGUAGACUCGAUAUUAUAACGGUGUUACAUUUGUCGUAUUUAUUGUGGGUGACCCAUUUUACAACAUUAUUUGUUGUAAACAUUAUAUAAUGCCGCUCUUGAACGCGCCCUGAACAUAUGCGGUGGGAGGGGCUGCGCACGGCCCCUUCUGCAACAACUGUCAGAGAGGUACAACAAGAGAAGUGAUGUAUCACUCUUCAUCGUUUUCGGUGCACUCGUCGGAGUGCGUCUCCUAAUAUAUGGGGGUUGUUUGAAUUAGUCACGAGCGCGUGCGCACCGACCGGCUACUUUAACAGCCUCCGCUACACCUGACACACCUGACGUCACAAUUACAAAUCCACCGAGCGGAAACGCAAUCACAAAUUAUAAGGACCGCCUCGUCUGUUGGCCCCGCCCCCUCUCUGACGAGCCCGGAAGUGAACCCUUCACAAUAACAUGUGCGUCCCCGUGUCCGUGUUGUUGUGCGUGUCCUUCGUGCUGCUGGACCUCCUCGUCUCCUCCCUCCUCUUCGCUCACGGCUCUCGCUGGGCGGCGUUCCUCGAGGAGCUCGUGGCCUUCGACGUCCUCCGGUCGGCGUUGGACCUCUGGGGCGCGGCGCUCCUCAGGGCCGCCCUCCUGCUGGGCGCCUGCGUCGGCGUCUCGUGGAACAGACGCGACGGCCCGCCGAGGGUCGCCAAGGUCGCCGCCCCGGUCCUCUUCGUCGCCCUCGUCCUCGUCACCUACGCCCUGGCCAAGCUGCUGAUGCUCAGCGAGCUGGAGCCCGCCUCCCGCCAGCCCUGGGCCCUCGGCCUCGUGGGGUGGACCUGCGCCUCCUCCCUGGGCGUCGUGCCGCUCUGGACGCUGCUGGGGAAGGAGUCCCACGUCAUCCCCAUCGGCAGCAGCAGCAGAGGAGGAGGAGGAGGGGGUGAGGACACGGAAAGGCUGGUGGAGACAGCUGGUGAGGAGGAGAAGGAGGUGGGCUGUGAGACGAGGAAGAAGAAGGAGGAGGAGGAGGAAGGGAGAAGCCACGAGAAGAGCGGCUCCGGGGCGACGCUGGGCCGCCUGCUGGGCUACUGCAGGAAGGACGGCGGCCUGCUGUCCGUCGCCAUCCUCUUCCUCAUCAUCUCCGCCGUGUGCGAGGCCUUCAUACCGUACUACUACGGGAAGGCAAUAGACGGCAUCGUGGUUCACCAGAGCAUGGAGUACUUCGUCAAGCCCGUGGUCACGCUGGCCGUCCUGGCCGUAGCCAGUUCUCUCGCUAUGGGGGUUCGCGGAGGAGUCUUCACCCUGAUGUUCGGCAAACUGAACCUGCGGCUCAGGAACCAUCUCUUCAGAACUCUGAUGAGGCAGGAGAUUGGCUUCUUCGAUCACAACCACACAGGUGACAUCAUUUCCCGGCUGUCUGCCGACACCACCCAGGUGAGCGACCUCAUCUCCGUGAACAUCAACGUCUUCAUGCGCAGCGUCAUCAAGGGCGCCGGCUUCUCCGCCUUCAUGUUCAUGAUGUCCUGGAAGCUCACGCUGGUGGCCGUCAUGGGCCUCCCCUUCAUCGGCCUGGUCUCCAAGUACUAUGGCGACUACUACAAGAAAUUGACAAAAGAGGUGCAGACGAUCCUGGCGGAGGCCAAUAAAGUGGCGGAGGAGACCAUCUCGGCCAUGCGGACGGUGCGGAGCUUCGCCAACGAGGGCGGGGAGGCCGACUCCUACUACGACAAGCUGCUGGUCAUGUUCCAGCUCAACAAGAAGCAAGCGCUGGCCUACGCCGGCUACGCCUGGUCCAGCUCGCUCUCGGAGCUCGCUUUAGAGGUUGCCAUCCUCUACUAUGGCGGCCAUCUUGUUGUCACCGGGCAGAUGAGUGGCGGUACCUUGAUAUCUUUUUUCAUCUACAUGCUGGAACUGGGAGAAUGUCUGGAGAGCGUUGCGUCGGUGUACACGGGCCUCAUGCAGGGAGUCGGGGCCGCCGAGAAGGUUUUCGAGUACCUGGACAGGAAGCCCAAACAGCCGGCGGCGGGCACGGAGGCUCCGGACACGUGCGCCGGCGUGGUCGAGUUUCAGGACGUCACGUUCGCCUACCCGACGCGGCCCGACGUCGAUAUUCUCAAGGGCGUGUCCUUCACCCUGCGGCCCGGCAAGGUCACCGCCCUCGUGGGACCCUCGGGCAGCGGGAAGAGCUCCUGUGUGAGUCUGCUGGAGAACUUCUACCUUCCCCAGAAAGGCCGAGUGCUGCUGGACGGGAAGCCCGUCCACACCUACCGCCACGACUACCUCCACUCCAAGGUAGGCCUGGUGGGCCAGGAGCCCGUGCUGUUUGCCCGGACGGUGGAGGAGAACAUCACCUACGGCCUGACGGGCGUCCCCAGGGAGGCGGUGGUGCAGGCGGCCAUCAAGGCCAACGCCCACGAGUUCAUCUCCGCCCUGCCGACCGGCUACCAGACAAAUGUUGGAGAGAAAGGCACCCAGCUGUCCGGUGGGCAGAAACAACGGGUGGCCAUUGCCAGAGCUCUCAUCCGCAGCCCCCGAGUUCUGAUCCUGGACGAGGCGACCAGCGCCCUGGACGCGGAGAGCGAACACAUCGUCCAGACGGCUCUGCACGACGUCAUGCGGGAGCACGCGGUGCUGGUGGUCGCCCAUCGGCUCAGCACGGUGGAGAGGGCGGACAACAUCGUGGUGAUCGACCGCGGCCGCGUGGCGGAGCAGGGCUCCCACGCCCAGCUGAUGGCCUCCGGGGGGCUCUACUGCAAGCUGGUGCAGAGGCAGGUGUUGGGCAUCGAGACGGGGGCGGAGCUCCUCAACCCGGCCGAAGGCGUCGGCGGACGGCCGCGGAGAAGACAAAGCAGCAGCAGCAGCGCGGGAGGAGGAGAAGGGGACCCUGAAUGCAACAUGCGUUACUGAGAAUGGACUGGGAAUGGACUGAUGCAUGAGUUUCAGAGAAGUUUGGGAUUCUAUGAGAUUCAUGUGUACGAAUAAUUUAUGCACUUUUGGUCUUUAAGGUAAAUGAACAGUUCGGAAUACAGGAAAAUACCAACGUAAGUGGCAUUUUGAAGAUUAAAAAGAUAGUUGAGUGUAUGAAAACAUAUUAUAUAUUGAGGGAUGGCAUUGCCACUGGAAUUACAACUUGAAUGAAUGUCCAAUGUCGCUAUCGGCGUUAAUAGGAGGCGGUGUGUAGCCGUUGAAUACUGCACAAUGUUGCUUGUUCUUUUUAAAACGUCAUUACAAUCCAGACGGAUACAUUAUUGUUUUACUGAAGUCUUCCUCAGUAUUUGUUUAGCUUUUAUCCAGCUUUAACAUGCUUCAGUAAGCGCUGUGAUGACUGCAAAGAAAUGACAGGUGCAAAAAAAAAAAUCCGGUCCAGAGAUAUGUGAUAUGUCAGGGAUCUGUAAAUAAACUGCACGUUGGCCUUUAUGUAAACAAACAUGUGAGAAAUAACACCAGAUGCUGCAUUCAAUGUCUCCUCGUAAAUACCCCCACCCCCAAUCAGACAUCGGUCGUCUGUUGUUUCGUCGCUGCACAAUGCAGAGGAAGCGGUGAGGCCUUCAACUGACGGAUUGGAUGAUAUCUUAAUAUAUUUAAAUGAAUAAAGAAGAAACAAGUUC